AUGCAACAAUAUAAACUCCCAGGAACAUUCUGCCCAAUAGCUGAUUAUGAGUUAGUUCAUAAAGCUGUUGAAGCUGCUGAAAAGAUUGGAGCUAAAUAUGCAGUAGGGAAUGUUUUUUCUAGUGAUUGUUUUUAUGAUGAUGCAAGUUCAUUAAAAGAAUGGGAUAAGAUGGGAGUACUUGCUGUAGAAAUGGAAGCAGCUGGUUUAUAUGCUAUUGCUGCAAGAGCAGGUAAACAAGCCUUAACUAUUUGUUCUAUUUCUGAUUGUCCAUUUAAGGAAACUGCUCUCUCAGCUGAAGAAAGACAAACCAAAUUUACACAAAUGAUGGAAGUUGCACUGUCUAUUGCUUAA
Molecule: messenger RNA, 351 nt
Organism: Entamoeba nuttalli P19
Lineage: Eukaryota; Evosea; Mastigamoebida; Endamoebidae
Product: purine nucleoside phosphorylase, putative
Exons: 1
Coding region: 1-351 (116 amino acids)
Biological process (GO): uridine catabolic process
Cellular component (GO): cytosol
Molecular function (GO): uridine phosphorylase activity
Source: RefSeq, a predicted model, not a curated record